GACCAAAGUAGGCGUUUGUCAGGCAGGUAUUCAGGCACGGGGGUUGCGCUUAAGAAUAGUGCGAAUGUCGCAGUUGUGGAGGGCGGUUCCGCCGACGUACGUAAGAAGUUUUUGGGGAGGGUCGUGACCCUGACAGCUGUGGGAGGUAAACACUGCAGGGGUGUUAAGGUGGAAACCUUAGUGGUUAAGAAAUAACAUGAGUUAGUAAAGGUCUGGAAGUAGUGUUUGGUUGCAGCAUCGGCAACUGGACUAGCAGUCUCCACUGUUUUCACCUGCAGGCCGGGCACAGAGAGUGAGAUUGGGUGCACUGUCCAGGCCCCGAUUUAGUACUUGAAACUGAUGUGAUUGGUAGUUGUGCUUCAAAGAGAAGUUUUGAAGUGGUGGAACAGAAGAGCUAGCAGCUCCUCAGCUGGCUCCUAAAUGUCCUCCUUUUGGAGUUUAAUUUCUUGGGCACAGCCUGAUAGUCAUUCUGGCUUCGUUUAGCGACUGCAUUCAUAUGUGCUGUGGGAACAUGGCGAAGGUAAACAUUACUAGGGACCUCCUAUACCGCCAGAUAAAGGAGAGCAGUGCUGUGGGCUUUGAAAGGCAUUACCAUGUUGUGGAUCCAUUUGUUGGACGGCUGGGCCUUGAGGCAGAGUUAUUGGGCCACUCGGGUUGUGUAAAUUGUCUGGAAUGGAAUGAAAAAGGAGACUUACUAGCUUCUGGAUCUGACGAUCAGCAUGCCAUUGUUUGGGACCCAUUCCGACACAAAGCUCUGCUUUCUAUGCACACUGGACACACGGCAAAUGUCUUCUCAGUUAAGUUUUUGCCUCAUUCUGGAGAUCGUAUCCUUAUCACAGGGGCAGCUGAUUCGAAGGUGCAUGUUCAUGAUCUUUCAGUGAAAGAGACCAUUCACAUGUUUGGGGAUCAUACAAAUAGAGUGAAACGUAUUGCCACUGCACCAUUGUGGCCUAACACAUUCUGGAGUGCAGCAGAAGAUGGUGUAAUAAGGCAGUAUGACCUGAGAGAAAACAGUAAACAUUCUGAAGUGUUGAUUGACCUUACAGAGUAUUGUGGACAGCUUGUAGAAGCAAAGUGCAUCUCUAUUAACCCCCAAAAUAACAACUAUAUGGCCGUGGGAGCUAGUGGGCCUUUUGUUCGUCUCUAUGACAUACGCAUGAUGCAGAAUCACAGGAAAACAUUGAAGUCCAAUACAUCUGCUGGGAUCCACACAUUCUGUGACCGACAGACACCCGUUCCAGAUGGAGCAGUUCAGUAUUAUGUAGCAGGUCAUCUUCCAGUUAAAUUGCCUGAUUAUAACAAUCGGCUAAGAGUUCUUGUUGCUACAUACGUAACCUUCAGCCCUGAUGGAACGGAACUGCUAGUCAACAUGGGAGGGGAACAGUGGUACUAGUUCCAUCUCUCUUAUUUUGUGAAACCCUACAAAUUUCUUGCUCCUUACCGAUGUCAUACCAUUGGUGAAGUACAAAAUGGGAAAACCACAACAACAAAUGGCAUUUCUAAUGGACUCCAUCUUCAUAGCAAUGGAUUCAGAUUGCCAGACACGAAAACGCACAACAGUCAGCAGAUGGACCUUCUUCCCCAUAUAGAAAAAAUGAAACAGCAGGCUAAUGAUGCCUUCGCAUGUCAGCACUGGUCUCAAGCCAUCCAGCUUUAUAGCAGGGCUAUCAAGCAAGCUUCCAAAAAUGCAAUGCUGUAUGGUAACCGAGCAGCUGCCUACAUGAAGCGCAAGUGGGAUGGAGAUCACUAUGAUGCUUUGCGUGAUUGUCUGAAAGCAAUCUCCCUUAAUCCUGGCCAUCUGAAAGCUCACUUCCGUCUUGCUCGCUGUUUGUUUGAACUUAAGUAUGUGGCAGAGGCAUUGGAUUGCCUGAAUGAUUUCAAAGGGAAAUUUCCAGAGCAAGCUCACAGCAGUGCGUGUGAUGCCUUGGACAGAGACAUCCGAGCUGCCCUUUUUUCUAAAAAUGAGAAUUCGGAUGAUAAGAAAAGUGGAGGCCCCAUACGAUUGCGAACUAGUGGGCGAAAGGAUUCUGUCUCAGAAGAUGAACUAGUGUUAAGAGAAAGAAGUUACGAUUAUAAGUCAAGGUAUUGUGGACACUGCAAUACAACAACUGACAUCAAAGAGGCAACCUUUUUUGGCAGCAAUGCCCAGUACAUUGUGAGUGGCUCCGAUGAUGGCUCUUUUUUUAUUUGGGAAAAGGAUACAACUAACCUAGUGCGCAUACUACAGGGAGAUGAGUCCAUAGUGAACUGUUUGCAGCCACAUCCCAGCUACUGCUUUCUAGCAACAAGUGGUAUUGAAGCUGCGGUGAAAUUGUGGAACCCUAGACCUGAGAGUGAAGACAUAAAUGGGCGAGUUGUAGAAGACAUGGAGAGUGCAUCACAAGCCAACCAGAGAAGGAUGAAUGCAGAUCCUUUGGAGGUGAUGUUAUUAAAUAUGGGUUACCGAAUCACAGGGCUAACCAGCAGUGGACCUGGUGGAUCAGAUGAUGAGGACAGUUCAGAAGGGCAAGUGCAGUGUAGGCCAAGUUAAAAUAAAAAAAAAAAAAAAAAAGGCCAGAAAACUUUCUUUGAUGAAUAAAGAUAUUUUGCUUCAGAUUUCCCUUUAUAGACUGACCACAACAGAAAAGAUUGAACUAUUCUACACUAUGCACAAAACAGAAGAGUUUAAUGAACAGGAAAAAGGGACUGCUGACGCUUUGGAGGACUAAAAGCGCAGUUAUUAGUUGCACUUUGCAUCAUUAUGGCUUCAUGUUGCGGGGAUGAGCCUGCAGUCAAGUCUGCAUUUGGAUGCCGGUCCUACAGUACAUAGUCACUGCAGGAUUAAUUCAGGACUAAAUAAUUGACUCUUGUACACAAUGGCUUUUGGCUGAAAGAAGCCAAUUAACUUGACCUGUUUGGCAGGGUUACCAAAAAAAAAAAAAAAAAAAAAACCCUUGCAUGGGUCAGUUUUUGCUGAAUGUUGCACUGUGUGGCUGUUUUUUAAAUCUCAGAUUGAAUCUUCAUUUUUUUGAAGUGACAUGCUUGGUUGAUGAAGUGGGGUGGGGUGAUGGGGCGGUAGGUAAGUACAUGCUGGGGUUAUGAAAUCAAGCCCACAGGUAUUUUAUAUACAUUUAUUUAAGUUUGCUUUGUUUUGCCAGGAUUAAGACAGUGUCAUAUUGCUGUGCUGCACUGCAAACCUCAUUCUAAGCAAUGAGGCAUGCUGGAUCAGUGUGGUAUUCGGUGACUUCAUUCUGUCUUCUGACCUGAAUUCCUCUUUAAAUAUUCGCCAAUGGUAAACUUCAUUCUGAUUUUCUGUUAUUUGCUAUGCAGAAAUGUAUCUUUGUAAGGAAAUAUGUUCUCCUCUAAAGAACAUAUCCUCUAAAGAAAAUAUCCUCCUCUUACCAAAAAAAAGGCUUUAUUUAUUAAAUUCUGCACUCCCUCUCUUCUUGAACGGUGUUUUUGAAUGAUUGCUAAUGAGCCUGCUUAUAUCAGAGUAUAUGAUUUUCUGUAUGUGACUGACAUUAUUGGCAGCGAGGUCCUGUUGUGUUUCUAGGUAUUGAAGAGGAAAGGCAUCUGAAAUGCCACGUAUUCCAGAUGGCUCAACUAUGUACAGUCCAGUGGCUAGUAUUUAAGAAGUAGGGCAACAGGGGGACAGUGAUAGUUUUGAUUGUAUAUUCCCUUUAUAGCCAUUAAAUAAAAGUUGGCUUCUUCCCUUAUCUGUAAGCGUAUAUGUAUUUAGUAAUUUACGUUAAUAGAUUUCCUAAAAUUUCUAGUCAUUUCACAUAGUAUCUGUUAAAAUGUAACCAGAACAACUUGCCACAUCUGUACUCCUAAGUGAAAUUAAUGGGCAAGGGACACUGAUUGCAUAUUCCAUCAGCCAAUAAUGUCACUUGCUUUUCGUGUCCGAAUAGAUAGAUGUGUUUGUAAUUUUGUCUUCUUGCAUCCCCUAACAAUUGUCUGCCAUUGUAGCCAGAUGCCAUAAGUCUGAUCUACAUCAUUUAAUUGUGGGUAGUUAGUGGCUUCAGAAAGCACUUAUGCAGCAUAUAACCACCAGUAUAUUACCCUGCCCUUACCAAAUAGCUAAUCGACUGUUUUAGUCUGAAUUCAUAGGUUCACAGGAAGGUACUAGGCUAUUGGCCCUAGGGCCUAUAUAAGCCUACCCAAAAAGGAACCCUGGCUUUCACCACCCAAGAAAAUUAUUUACC
Messenger RNA from Protopterus annectens (West African lungfish), 4184 nucleotides. It is a transcript of the gene WDTC1, whose product is annotated as WD and tetratricopeptide repeats 1. Gene Ontology annotation, cellular component: cytoplasm; Cul4-RING E3 ubiquitin ligase complex. Gene Ontology annotation, biological process: negative regulation of fatty acid biosynthetic process. The record is from RefSeq and is a predicted model, not a curated record. NCBI's taxonomy places the organism in Eukaryota, Metazoa, Chordata, Ceratodontiformes, Protopteridae. The transcript has 18 exons. Gene Ontology annotation, molecular function: protein binding.